UUCAGGACAGAAAAUGGCGACGGCGGGGAGCCGUGCGUCGUCGUUAGGCGGAUUAUUAGACUCCAGUAGCGGCACAAACGUCGGGAACGGACUUCAGGGCAGUUCCGGCGGCUCCACACUUUCGAACAGCAGCGGGAAAGUGAAGAGAAAUGCCGGGGAGAGUUCGCAGUGGAGGCGGAAGGUGAGGAGUGUGGAUCUGGAUAAAUGCGAGAGCGGGACCGCAGCGCUGCACUUCCUCACGGUGUCCGGUCCCGGCUCGAUCCAGACCGCCUUACUGCAGCAGAGCCUCGCAGAGAAAACCAGCGAUAAUCUGUGCAAUAGUGCUCGGGAAUGGAUGAGGAGCUCUUUAAAGAGCAGCGAGAGUCCGAGCGCUGAACACGGAGGGGCUGCUGCGGACGUGAACGCUUCACACUCCAGUCGGGACAUGGAGAGCAAGGAGACUCUGCGCGGGCUGCAGAAGAUAGAGGACCGGCCAGAAGAGCGCUUGAUCCGAGAGAAGCUCAAGGCCACCUGUAUGCCCACCUGGAAGAGCGAGUGGCUGGAGAGGCGCAGCCGGAGAGGCCCGAUGGUAGUGAAGCCCAUUCCUCUGAGAGCAGACGGCACUGAGGCGGGAAGCGACAGUCACAGCUCAUCUUCCUCUCAAAGCAGAGGUCAUCGCAGCCCUUCGCCUGGACCUUCCUCUUCCUCAUCCUCCACUAAGACCACUGGGAAGCCUGAUUCUCCUGGUCUGCGCAGACGGAGAGGAUCCCCAGUGCCUAGCGGGAGGGUGACGCCCCCUCGGAGAGCUCCCUCCCCUGAUGGCUUUUCCCCAUAUAGUCCAGAGGAGACCAACCGCAGGGUCAACAAGGUCAUGAGAGCCCGCCUCUACCUGCUGCAGCAGAUAGGACCUAACUCGUUCUUGAUUGGCGGAGACAGUCCUGACAACAAAUUCCGGGUGUUCAUUGGUCCACAGACGUGUAGCUGUGGCCGAGGGACGUUCUGCAUCCACGUGCUCUUCGUCAUGCUCAGAGUCUUCCAGCUGGAGCCGUCGGACCCUCUGCUGUGGAGGAAGACCCUCAAGAACUUUGAGGUGGAGAGCUUGUUUCAGAAGUACCACAAUCGCCGCAGCUCGCGCAUCAAAGCUCCCUCACGCAGCACCAUCCAGAAGUUUGUGUCUCGCAUGUCCAGCUCUCACACGACAUGUACCUCCAGCGCCUCUCCAUCCAGCAACGAAAGCAGCAUGAAGGAUGAGGAGGAGCAGAUGUGCCCUAUCUGUCUGUUGGACAUGCUAGAUGAGGAAAGUCUGACGGUGUGUGAAGAGGGCUGCAGAAACAAGCUCCACCAUCACUGCAUGUCUAUAUGGGCCGAGGAGUGCCGGAGAAAUCACGAUCUGUUGAUCUGUCCUCUGUGUAGAGCCAAGUGGAAGUCUCAUGAUUUUUACAGGCGUGUAAUUGACCAGCAGACCUACAUAAACCCGAGCAGGCAGGAUCGGACCCAACAAGCCCAAACACAGAUGGAGUCUAAGAAUGCAGCGCUAACUAAUGAAGCUGGCAAACCCAGUGCUGAUGCUUCAUUCAGGACAUACGCCUUUGGGAUCUGUCCUGUUUCUGCUUCUUCUUCAACGUCUUCAUCUCUUCGUACUGAGAGCUCGAGAACGGGGCAGGAGGGCGACUUCUCUCUCCCACAGUAUGGAGUACAGCACAUCCCACAGACAUACACAGAGCUCGCCGAACCCUGGAUCAAGGUGUUUGGUUUGGAGCUGGUAGGCUGUCUCUUUUCCCGAAACUGGAACAUCAGAGAAAUGGCUCUCCGGCGGCUGUCACAUGACGUGAGCGGAGCUCUCCUGUUGGCCGGGGCGGGUGCGGGGGCGGGGCUUGGGACAGCAGCAGGGGGGGGGGCUGGCGACGUGGUGGUGGAGUCCUGCUGUAGCGUGCUCUCCAUGGUCUGCGCUGACCCCGUCUACAAAGUCUAUGUGGCAGCACUGAAAACCCUGCGAGCGAUGCUGGUCUACACUCCCUGUCACUCGGUGUCAGAGCGGACGCGAUUACAGCAGCUGCUGCGGCCCGUGGUGGAGACCAUCCUGGUCAAGUGUGCAGACGCUAACAGUCGCACCAGUCAGCUGUCUGUCUCCACUCUGCUGGAGCUGUGCAAAGGUCAAAUGGGGGAACUCGCUGUGGGAAGAGAAAUCCUCAAAGCAGGCUCUAUUGGUAUUGGUGGAGUUGACUAUGUCCUGAACUGUAUCUUGGGCUCUAAAACGGAGGCCAAUAACUGGCAAGCACUGCUGGGUCGGCUGUGUCUGAUCGACAGGCUCUUACUGGAGUUUCCUGCUGAAUUCUACCCUCAUAUUGUGUCAGGUGGAGACUGUAACCAGGCCCAAAACGUUGUGGAGAGGUAUCAGAAGCUGCUGCCUCUUCUGAGUUUCGCGCUGCAGUCCAUCGAUAACUCUCACUCCAUGGUGGGUAAACUCUCUCGCCGCGUCUUCCUGAGCGCUGCUCGUAUGGUAGCGCGUGUGCCUCAUGUCUUCGUUAAGCUCCUGGACAUGCUCAACAUCACCAGCUCCACUCACUAUGCCCGCAUGCGCCGGCGUCUCCUGGCCAUCGCUGAGGAGAUGGACAUCCUGGACGUCAUCCAUCUGGGACUAGACGACCUAAAGGCCUACAGUUCGCACUCCAGCGCUUUCCUCGAACCCUCAGCCCCCCAUAACUCCCCAUGCGCCACCGAAAGAAACUCUCCCACCCCUGAUCUACAGCAGCCCACCGCCAAGGUGGCGCUUUCAGGUCAAGCCAGUUCAGCUCCUGUGGACGAUAUAACCGAGAGACUCUCAAACGUCGUCACAAGCCCUGCUGAGUUUCCAAAGCCCCCCGUUCAGGCCCGAAACAGACCCGUGAGUCAGUGUUUGAACUCCCCAUCAUCCAGUCAACCCCCGAGCCUUCCUUCUCUGUCCAUGGCCAACGCCUCAGCCUUCCCUCCAGAAAACCCCAAAGCCCUGCCGCAGAGUUUUAUGCCCAACAAACUCGCCCAGUCCUCAUUGAGUACCCAGUGUAAGUUGCCUCUGCAGAAGGGACUAAACUGUAAGGAGCCAGAGAAGCUGCCUUCGCCCGUGUUUACCCAAGCUCGACCACUGAGUCAGAUCCACUGGCCCAGACCCACUCGCCCCUCUCCCGCUGCCUCAUCCGAAGGAGCUAAAGCUUUAAGCCCAGGGACAAAGAGCAGCAUGAAACUGGACCUUCAGGAGGUCAGGUCCAGAGACGGCGCGGUCUGCAGAGGCGGAUCAGCUCUCAUCCCCAGCGAGGACUCGGUCUUCACCCCAGUGGAGGAGAAAGUCCACGGUCUGGACGCCUUGGCUGAUCUCAGCUCCAGCAUGGAGGACCUGUUGGAAACCUCCAUCCCCGCGGCAGACAGCACCGUCACCUUCCAGUCCGAAGUGGCGGUGCUGUCACCGGAGCAGGCGAACACGAGCGACGACACGUACAGCGAGGACGUGACCCAGAACCAGAAGUGCAAGGAGAAGAUGGAAGCUGAGGAAGAGGAGGCGCUGGCGGUGGUCAUGGCCAUGUCUGAGUCGCAAGAUGCCCUACCUGUCAUCCCACAGUUACAGGUGGAGAAAGGAGAGGACGUGAUCAUUAUUCAGGUGGAUACACCAGAGACUCUGCCUGGUCAUACCAAAGCAAAGCAGCCAUACAGGGAGGGCAUGGAAUGGCUCAAAGGUCAGCAGAUUGGCCUGGGUGCCUUUUCGUCAUGUUACCAGGCUCAGGAUGUGGACUCUGGCACUCUGAUGGCUGUCAAACAGGUGACGUAUGUGAGGAACACCUCCUCAGAGCAGGAAGAGGUGGUGGAGGCACUACGAGAGGAGAUUCGCAUGAUGGGUCUCCUCAACCACCCCAACAUCAUCCGAAUGCUUGGGGCAACCUGUGAGAAGAACAACUACAACCUGUUUGUGGAGUGGAUGGCAGGUGGCUCUGUGUCUCAUCUCUUAAAUAAGUAUGGUGCCUUUAAAGAGGGUGUGAUCAUCAACUACACCGAGCAGCUCCUACGAGGUCUCUCCUACCUCCACGAGAACCAGAUCAUCCACCGUGACGUCAAAGGUGCCAAUCUACUUAUUGACAGCACAGGCCAGAGGUUGCGGAUAGCUGAUUUUGGGGCAGCGGCACGGCUGGCUUCAAAAGGCACCGGUGCGGGAGAGUUUCAGGGUCAGCUCCGGGGAACCAUUGCCUUCAUGGCUCCUGAGGUGCUGAGAGGGCAGCAGUACGGUCGCAGCUGUGAUGUCUGGAGUGUGGGCUGUGCUAUUAUAGAGAUGUCGUGUGCGAAGCCGCCCUGGAAUGCCGAGAAACACUCCAACCAUCUGGCACUCAUUUUCAAGAUCGCCAGCGCUACCACAACGCCCGGUAUCCCACCGCACCUGUCUCCAGGCCUGCGGGACGUCACGCUGCGCUGCCUGGAGCUCCAGCCCUCCGACCGACCGGCCUCCAGAGAGCUGCUGAAGCAUCCCGUCUUCCGUCACAGCUGGUAGACUACUGAAGAUACUGUGCCUCAUACUGCUGUCGUGUGCUCCUACUGCCUAGAGUUCUUCUGUCUUUCUCUUGCCACAGUCACCCAACAGGGCCCUGAAUGCUGUAGCCUCAACACCUGAUGCAUAGUGUCUUUAGUAAUAGAGAGGCUGAGAUCAGUUCCUCACAUUUGAACACAUUUGGUUCGGUCCGUGCAUGUUUUACACCAUGAAUGUGGUUUGGUGAAAGACAAAUCUUUGCUAGUUGAACUAGCGCACCGCUGAAUGUGAAUGCUUACGAUGCCGGUAUGGUUCGGUUUCAUUUCACUUCUGAAUGGAGAUCAUGUGUAUAAAUAUCUGGUUUUACUUGUUUUAGCUUAAUGGGUGUAAUCGGGAACCUUUUCAAAGCUAUGACCCGAUUUUAGACUGCGAUGUGUGUCUGUAACUCUUAUACUUUACUUGUUGGAAAGGCUCACUGGAACUCCAUUUCAGUUUUUUAUGUUGUGAUUUGACUCAUGAUUCGGUUGUAAUUUCAGCUGUUGAUUACUCGGCCAUGUUUUUGGUGCUGUUCUGUUCACGUUGGCGAAAAUCCGACAGGCGUUUUGUAAAUGAUUAAGCUUCGCAAAGGAGUAUUCAGCACCUGUAACUGAAUAUUUCCUCAUGUGUUAUCUACUCUAUUGCAAGCUGUUGAACAUUUCGGUGGAGGGAUCAUAUUUAGCUAAUGACUUUAGUGCUCGUAAGCAUCGUUUUCCCAAAAACAAUGAACAUUGUGCAUGUUCUGAAGACGUGUCAGGUGUAUGAACUGUAGACAUUUUUAAAAAAUGUUAACAUUAUU
Sinocyclocheilus rhinocerous is the source of this 5300-nucleotide messenger RNA. RefSeq names its product mitogen-activated protein kinase kinase kinase 1-like. The record is from RefSeq and is a predicted model, not a curated record. Lineage: Eukaryota; Metazoa; Chordata; Actinopteri; Cypriniformes; Cyprinidae. The transcript has 21 exons. The coding region runs from base 14 to 4489 and encodes 1491 amino acids. Gene Ontology annotation, molecular function: protein kinase activity; ATP binding; zinc ion binding. Gene Ontology annotation, biological process: protein phosphorylation.